Molecule: messenger RNA, 3848 nt
Organism: Linum trigynum
Lineage: Eukaryota; Viridiplantae; Streptophyta; Magnoliopsida; Malpighiales; Linaceae
Source: the annotation of a GenBank genome assembly
GUUACUACGGCAGGCCCGUGCAUGCACGGGAGCCCCAGCAUCUCUGCACAGUGGAGACUGGAGAGAUUGAGAAACUAAAAAACCUGGCUAAAGAAACCCUAGCUACCAUUUUCAAUUAACUCUCUCAUCUCUGCCACCCACUGUCAAGCGAGCCUUUCACCGUCGACAGCCAUGGGUAUCGAUUUGAAGGCAGGAGGCAAAAGCAAGAAGACGAAGCGCACAGCCCCAAAGUCCAAUGAUAUCUACCUCAAGCUUCUCGUCAAGCUGUACCGGUUCCUGGUGAGGAGGACUGGGAGCAGCUUCAAUCAAGUGGUAUUGAAGAGGCUGUUUAUGAGCAAGAUCAACAAGCCCCCACUCUCUCUGUCCAGGCUUAUCCGCUUCACCAAGGGAAAGGAGGACAAAAUUGCUGUUGUGGUGGGAACGAUCACUGAUGACAUUAGGACCUAUGAGGUUCCAGCUUUGAAGGUUACUGCUCUGAGGUUCACUGAAACUGCUAGGGCCAGAAUUGAGAAGGCUGGUGGGGAGUGCUUGACAUUCGAUCAGCUGGCUUUGAGAGCUCCUCUUGGCCAGAACACUGUUCUCCUCAGGGGUCCCAAGAAUGCUCGCGAGGCAGUGAAGCACUUUGGCCCAGCUCCUGGUGUGCCUCACAGCCAUAGCAAGCCUUAUGUUAGAUCGAAGGGAAGGAAGUUUGAGAAGGCUAGAGGAAGGAGAAACAGCAGGGGUUUCAGGGUCUAAUUUGUGGGGUGUUUUAGUCUCUCGAACAUGCAAACCUUUCGUGCUGUUUUCUUUAUAGUUCCAAAAUUUGCUAGAACCCUGGGAAUUAAUCAAACAUCUUUUUAUGCUUGCUGUUCAAUAGUUGGAAAUUUUGUUAUUAUUGUCUGCAAUGAACAACAAUGCUUAAUUUUGUCAACUUCGUCAUUACCAUUGCAAGAUUUAUCUUGCCUCUCUCUCUACACCCAUUUUAAGUAGAGAGAUGAACUACAUGCCUGUUAACCUUGCCGUUCAUCUUUUAUACUUCUUCCAUGUGUACUCUACUGAUGCAUAACCCUUCGUCAUUUUCCAUAUCUUGUCCGUCGUUCCCUUAACGAUAAUGGUAGAGUAAGCAAAAUCAACAUACUUCGAAACAGAAGUUGGAUAAUUCCCUUGCUAUGAAUUAUAAGGUCGAUAAUGUUUUUUAGGAAACCCAAAUCGGCCGGAUUUACGUGGUAUAGUGUUUAUGUUUAAUAUGUGGUUGUAUUUGUGAAACAAUUAUCUAUAUCACAAUUAUCCUUGAUAUAGAUUAGGAAUGGCGAUGAGGCAGACCUAAUCUACACCUAUUUAAAGUAGAAUGUGAAAACUUUUUGAGUAUUUCAAAUUUCAUGACUCGAGACGAGAGUGAUUCUAAAAAUGCCAUUUUCAUAAUUGUAUCUUAUUUUUUAUAGAUUAAAAUUACAUUAUUGUGAUUCGAACCCAGGUCACUCAAAUAUAGAAAGGGCUUCAUAACUAUGAACAAUCUAGACACCACAAACAUAUUUGGUCUUUGAUGCUUCAUAUUUAUAUUUUAUUUGAAGUUUAUUUAUAUCUUAUCGAAUGAGAAUAAUUUUGAACUCGGAACUCAAGUAACGAAUAUUACAUAUUGAAAUUUACAUGUAUUUUAUAUUUUAUUUGAAUUUAUUUAUAUCUCAUCGAAGGAGACUAAUUAUGAAAUUGGAACUCAAACAACAUUGAUUUGAAUAUCAAAUAUUUAAUUGUAUGUAUGGUUAAUUUAAACAAAAUACACAUGCAUAACCAUAACUUCAACGUUUACCAAUAUAGUCUUUUUUUACAAAUAACAAAUAUAGUCAUUUCAUCCAUGAAAUCGGUUAGCUUUGACAUCAUCGUCAACAAUGUUGACUAGAACGAAAUACACUAGCAUUUCAUUUUUUUGUUAACUUUCAAGUUAAUUUUGGCAUUUUUGUUCUAAUAAACUUAAAUAGAAAAUAAAAGACACAAAGGAAGGGAAAAAAAUAUUGUUCCUUCGCAAAAAAAAAAAAAGGGAAAAUUAAUAUGAACAAAUGAAUGAUCAUAUGACCUCUCCUUCUAACCUCUUGUCUAUCUUCGUUUUCCUGCUUCUUCAGCAUCUACCGUCGUUGAUCAAAAUCCUAACCGAUGUCGCCUCCCAUCUAGCAACACAUUUGAGUUCAAUAACAUAUGAUAACACUUCGUUCAUCACGUAAUGACGAAUACAAAAUAACUUGCUUCAUUAGAUGAUGAAAUCGACACAGAAAACCCCAAACACGAAACAAGUUGCACAAUUCCCCUUCACUAUAUAUUAGCAUCUCAGUAAAUAAUCCAUGAGAUGCUUCAAUCCUAAUAUUCUAAAAUUAUCUUAUCCCUUCUCCAAUAUUCAAUUUCUCAUUUUUUCUAUUACCAGAUUUUACUAGAACAAAUUCGUCCGCUUUCUAGAGGUUGACAUCUAAAUACCACGUUAUUUCAUAGAGAUAGAGCUAAUCGAAGGAAGGGAUGGACAAAGGGAUAGAGAGAUGAGGGCGUUCAUGAGGAAGUAGCACUAAACCGAACCCAUCCAAAUCCUAACUUUUGAUUGCAAAUCGUUAGACGAAUGCUCAAUUGAGACAAAAAAAAAAGGAAAUCUUUGAUGUCAACUCGAGUGGUUAAAUUUCAAAUGGUUUUAGCAUAAAAUCUCCAACAAUUGAUUGACAUGGAGGAACAAAGGAAAGUAGAAGGUGUCUAUGUCAUUUGGAAGACGGUUGGGGUGUUGAUUGAUUAGAUAGAGUGACAUUUUUGUCCAUCGAAUGAAAACAUAUAAAUGACAAUGUAGUUUUGUUGGAAUUAAGAACCUUUUGUGGAUUUUUAUUUAAGCGACGACAAUAGUGACUAUGAUGGAUGACGAAGAUAGGGGGCUUUAAGAGGAAGGAAAGAGCAAAAUAAAACUAAAACUUUUAUUAAUCUGAUGUGACCAACAUGUGGUAUGACAUGUCGAUUAUGAGCUGACAUGGAAGUUGAAGUGGUGUCCACCUCAACUUGUUAAUGUUUCUAACGAAACUUCUAAAGUCAUUAUCCAUUCUAGCAAAAAUGACUAGAUUUUUUUGCCGAAAGUCCUAAAUAUAGUUAUAUGGGUCAUUACUAAACAAUGACUACAUUGUGAGUAUAUAUUAGGUUCUUGAUAUGUUAGAUUUCCAAAAUCACUUCUAGUGAACUUUUCCAAUUUCAUGAUGCCAAAAAAUUAGGGGGGGACUUUCUUUAUGUUGGACAACAUAUUUUGUAUACAUUUUUAUAAUCUUCAAAUGGAAGAGUUAAAUAAAUCUCAUAGUUUUGGAUUUAUAUAUCAAACUAAACACUAAAAUCCAUGAUCCAAAUGCCCCAUAUAGUUCUUUUCUAUUUUUUUCUAAUUUUUAAAUAUCAUAUCUUUUCUAUUUUUUCCUAAAAUUAUAAUUUUUUUAGAAAAUUCAGUUGUAUAUGUGAGGCAUAGAGUGAUUAUCUCAUCAAAAGUCUAAAAACAUACGUUGAAUAUUUGAGAUUUUGACAUUAAUAAUAGCCUUGGAUUAUCAUCAUAUGUUACACAAGUUUUUAGAAACCAUAACUAUUUUUGGAGAUAUACAUUAUUUACUAAUGAAAUAAUAUUUAUAAUUUAUAAUUUCUUAAUUAUUACAUUUUUAUGAUUUCCAGCCAUACAAAUUGAAUCCAUUGUCUGAUGAAUUUUAUACUUCCAUAUACCAUUAGGCUAAUCCUUUGGGGUUUCUAGUUAUUACUUUAAUGCACAAUUUUCUUAGUUAUGUUUGAAUUUAAUAGGAAAAAAUUAAUAAUACUGAAUCUUAUGAAGAAAUAUCUAUGAUGAGGAUAAAAUUGGUGAAUAAAUAGGAAAUCAUCGA